GGCGGCGCGGGACGCGUCACAUCCCCUUGACCCUCCAAUCACCUCGGGCUCCCAUUUGAUUGGAAGGCGGCAAAGGCUUUAAUCUCCCCCUUGGUGCAGCUGCUUUUGAAGUGAGUUUCCUCGCCAGAGCUCCGGCUGGACAGGCAGCGGCUCGCACCGCAGAGAGCAGCGCCAGCGCCGGGCCGCGAGUGCGCAGCGCAGGGGCACAGCCCGAGGCGGACACAGCAAGCCACCCGGCACUCCUGCAGUCGGGCCGCUCCUCCGGCUCGGACAGGGCUCUGCUGCGGGCCACCCAGGAUUAUUCGCUUCUGGCUCCAGGCACCGAGGAGGCGCGCUGGGCGCCCGCGGCCGCCGCGCCAGCUCCUCCUGCUGCUCCUGCUCCCGGGGCGAGCGCGCAGCCCCGAGCCCGCCCCGCGCCUCCCGGAGCCCUCCCCCCGCUGCUCCCAUGCGCGCGGGUGGGUCAUGAGCACAGCGCCCUCGCUUUCUGCCCUAAGAAGCAGUAAGCACAGCGGCGGCGGCGGCGGCGGCGGCGGCGGCGGCGGCGGAGGAGGAGGAGGAGGAGGAGGAGGAGGAGGAGGCAGUGCGGACCCUGCCUGGACCAGUGCGCUCUCUGGAAAUAGCUCCGGCCCCGGCCCAGGCUCGUCCCCCGCUUGCAGCACCAAGCCUUUUGUGCACGCUGUGCCCCCCUCUGACCCUCUCCGCCAGGCUAACCGACUGCCCAUCAAGGUGCUGAAGAUGCUGACCGCACGGACUGGCCACAUUUUGCACCCCGAGUACCUGCAGCCCCUGCCUUCCACGCCUGUCAGCCCCAUCGAGCUUGAUGCCAAGAAGAGCCCGCUGGCGCUGUUGGCGCAAACAUGCUCGCAGAUCGGGAAGCCCGACCCCUCGCCCUCCUCCAAACUCUCCUCGGUCGCCUCCAGUGGGGGCGGCGCGGGCGGUGCUGGCGGCGGUACCGGGGGUGACAAGGACGGAAAGUCAGGCCCCCUCAAGCUGAGUGACAUCGGCGUGGAGGACAAGUCGAGUUUCAAGCCGUACUCCAAACCCGGCUCGGAUAAGAAGGAGCAGGGAGGUGGCGGAGGCGGUGGCGGCGGGGGUGGCGGCGGCGGCGGGGGGGUUUCGGCGGAGAAGUCCGGAUUCCGGGUACCGAGCGCCACCUGCCAGCCAUUCACGCCCAGGACAGGCAGUCCAAGCUCCAGCGCCUCGGCCUGCUCGCCAGGAAGUAUGCUGCCUUCGGCCGGGGGCGGCCCGGAGGGCAAGGACGACAAGAAGGACCCCGACGCGGGCGGCGGUGGUGGCGGCAGCAAGGGCUCCGGGGGUACCUCGGCCGAAGGGGGACCCACCGGGCUGGCGCACGGCCGGAUUAGCUGCGGUGGCGGGAUUAAUGUGGACGUGAACCAGCACCCAGAUGGGGGCCCUGGAGGCAAGGGUCUAGGCUCGGACUGUGGCGGCUCAUCGGGCUCCAGCUCCGGCUCCGGCCCCAGCGCGCCCACCUCCUCCUCGGUGUUGGGCUCAGGGCUAGUGGCGCCAGUAUCGCCCUACAAGCCGGGCCAGACAGUGUUCCCUCUGCCUCCUGCAGGCAUGACCUACCCAGGCAGCCUGGCUGGGGCCUAUGCCGGCUACCCGCCCCAGUUUCUGCCACACGGCGUGGCGCUGGACCCCACCAAGCCCGGAAGCCUGGUGGGGGCGCAGCUGGCGGCGGCCGCAGCGGGUUCUCUGGGCUGCAGUAAGCCGGCCGGCUCGAGCCCCUUAGCCGGGGCGUCGCCGCCGUCGGUGAUGACAGCCAGUUUGUGCCGGGACCCGUAUUGCCUCAGCUACCACUGCGCCAGCCACCUGGCGGGGGCGGCGGCUGCCAGCGCAUCUUGUGCCCACGAUCCAGCCGCGGCGGCCGCGGCUCUCAAGUCCGGAUACCCGCUGGUGUACCCUACGCACCCGCUGCACGGCGUGCACUCAUCGCUAACGGCUGCGGCUGCUGCGGGCGCCACACCGCCCUCCCUGGCCGGCCACCCUCUCUACCCUUACGGCUUCAUGCUCCCUAACGACCCACUCCCCCACAUCUGCAACUGGGUGUCGGCUAACGGGCCGUGCGACAAGCGCUUCGCCACGUCCGAAGAGCUGUUGAGCCACUUGCGGACCCAUACGGCCUUCCCCGGGACAGACAAACUGCUGUCGGGCUACCCCAGCUCGUCGUCUCUGGCCAGCGCCGCAGCGGCCGCCAUGGCUUGCCACAUGCACAUCCCCACGUCCGGCGCUCCGGGCAGCCCCGGAACGCUGGCGCUGCGCAGCCCCCACCAUGCGCUGGGACUCAGCAGCCGCUACCACCCGUACUCCAAGAGCCCGCUCCCCACGCCUGGCGCUCCGGUGCCGGUGCCCGCCGCCACCGGACCCUACUAUUCCCCCUAUGCCCUCUAUGGACAGAGACUGACCACGGCCUCGGCUCUGGGGUAUCAGUGAGAGGAGGUCGCGAGCGCUUGCAGGGGAGAGAAAGAAGUUGGGGGGAGGGGAGGAGCCGAGGGAGGGGCGGGAACAGGGAGAAGCUACUGUCACCCGCGCGCGCGUGGGGAUGACCCGGGCCAGGAAAGGAAAAAUAUAUAUACCGUAUCUAUCUACCCGAAACAGCGACCGAGACCCGGUGGGAAACUCCCUUUUCCCCCACCUCACCUCUUCACCUAAACUUUAUAAAAGUUGAAAAAAUAUCAUUUGACUUUUUAUAGAAAAAGAAGGAAAAAAUAAUUGAGAAAGUGUCCGUCUGAGGACUGCAUCGGUGGACACUGGUAUUUAUUUAUGUUAGCUCCAAGCGGACCCGUGGUUCUAAAGUGCAUUAUUUAGUUUGAGCUCCGUAGGUUAAAAGGGGGGGAUUAAAACUUGAGGGUAAAAAUGGAAAACAAACCCUCCUGUCCGUUGUAGAUUAUAAAUACAAAACCGCCACAGAACUAGAGGUCUUCUCUUUAAUGUUACUUUAAAAUUGCUAUGAUUGUAUUGUACGUUCUUAUUUAAUGUCUGAUUGAAACACAAUUUACAUGCAUGUUUGUUACAAAAAAAUGAAAAAAAAACAAGUCACAAUUUGUCAGCUCUGAUUUCAAAUUGCAAUUAUUUUUAAGGUGUAUACCAUCGGAAGAGAAUGGGUAUUUUUUUGUAUGUAUUCUGGAAGAAAACAAAAAAAAAAGGAAAAACAAUUCUAUUCCAAAACCUCAUUUGCCUUAUUUUGUUCUUUAAAAGGAACACUUAACUAUUUUUAAUUUUUAAGUCCACCCGCUGAGAAGGGGACAAGUAAGGUUUACGUCAUGUACUAAAAUAAUAGACAAUGUAUCGCUUUAAAGAUUAAAAUUCCGUAUAUUUGAUGUAUUAAAAGGUUUUUCUUAUUAUUAUUAUCUUUUUUAUUUUUUUU
Messenger RNA from Rhinolophus ferrumequinum (greater horseshoe bat), 3385 nucleotides. It is a transcript of the gene ZNF503, whose product is annotated as zinc finger protein 503. The record is from RefSeq and is a predicted model, not a curated record. Gene Ontology annotation, cellular component: nucleus. Lineage: Eukaryota; Metazoa; Chordata; Mammalia; Chiroptera; Rhinolophidae. The transcript is spliced from 2 exons. The coding region runs from base 463 to 2451 and encodes 662 amino acids. Gene Ontology annotation, biological process: negative regulation of DNA-templated transcription.